Messenger RNA from Pseudopipra pipra, 10691 nucleotides. It is a transcript of the gene RGS7, whose product is annotated as regulator of G protein signaling 7. The record is from RefSeq and is a predicted model, not a curated record. Gene Ontology annotation, molecular function: GTPase activator activity. Lineage: Eukaryota; Metazoa; Chordata; Aves; Passeriformes; Pipridae. Gene Ontology annotation, cellular component: plasma membrane; neuron projection; cytoplasm. The coding region runs from base 171 to 1658 and encodes 495 amino acids. Gene Ontology annotation, biological process: intracellular signal transduction; regulation of G protein-coupled receptor signaling pathway; G protein-coupled receptor signaling pathway. The transcript is spliced from 19 exons.
GUGUGUGCGUGUGUGUGAUGAGCGAUCGCCGCGUCCCUCCGCCCGCCGCCGGCUGACACCCACCGCGCGGGGCGCGCCAGGAGCAGCAGGAGGAGGCAGGAGCCGCGGCCACCGCGCAGUGACCUUGGCCCAGGAGUGCAACAUCCAAAAGCAGAUCAAAUUUGUGGGACAUGGCACAAGGAAAUAAUUAUGGGCAAAGCAGCAAUGGGGUGGCUGAUGAAUCCCCAAACAUGCUGGUGUACAGAAAGAUGGAAGAUGUCAUAGCCCGUAUGCAAGAUGAGAAAAAUGGGAUUCCUAUUCGCACAGUGAAAAGUUUUCUUUCCAAGAUCCCCAGUGUCUUUUCUGGUUCAGACAUUGUUCAAUGGUUAACGAAGAACUUAUCUAUAGAAGACCCAGUGGAAGCUCUACAUUUAGGAACACUGAUGGCAGCACAUGGCUAUUUCUUUCCAAUCUCAGACCAUGUUCUAACACUGAAGGAUGAUGGCACCUUUUAUCGAUUCCAGACACCCUAUUUUUGGCCAUCAAAUUGUUGGGAGCCAGAAAACACAGACUAUGCUGUUUACCUCUGCAAGCGGACAAUGCAAAACAAAGCAAGGCUAGAGCUAGCAGACUAUGAAGCUGAGAGUUUGGCCAGGCUACAGCGAGCAUUUGCUCGGAAAUGGGAGUUUAUUUUUAUGCAAGCUGAAGCACAAGCAAAGGUUGACAAAAAGAGAGACAAGAUAGAGAGGAAGAUUCUUGACAGCCAGGAGCGAGCAUUCUGGGAUGUGCACCGUCCGGUGCCUGGAUGUGUAAACACUACUGAAGUGGAUAUAAAAAAAUCUUCAAGAAUGAGAAAUCCACAUAAAACAAGAAAGUCUGUCUAUGGCUUACAAAAUGACAUUCGAAGUCACAGCCCUACCCACACGCCAGUACCAGAGACUAAGCCACCCACAGAAGAUGAACUACACCAAGAGAUUAAGCACUGGCAAAUGCAAUUAGACAGACAUAGAUUAAAAAUGUCAAAAGUUGCAGAGAGUCUAUUAGCUUAUACAGAGCAGUAUUUGGAAUAUGAUCCUUUUCUUGUGCCCCCUGAUCCAUCAAACCCUUGGAUAUCAGAUGACACCACUUUCUGGGAACUGGAGGCAAGCAAAGAGCCAGGACAGCAGAGGGUGAAACGAUGGGGGUUUGGCAUGGAUGAAGCUUUGAAAGACCCUGUGGGAAGAGAGCAGUUUCUGAAAUUCUUGGAGUCAGAAUUCAGUUCAGAAAAUUUAAGGUUCUGGUUAGCAGUAGAAGACCUGAAGAAGAGGCCUAUCCGUGAAGUCCCUGCUCGUGUCCAAGAAAUCUGGCAAGAAUUUCUUGCUCCGGGUGCACCCAGCGCUAUCAAUCUAGAUUCAAAAAGUUAUGACAAAACCACUCAGAAUGUGAAGGACCCUGGAAGAUACACAUUUGAGGAUGCUCAGGAGCACAUUUACAAACUGAUGAAAAGUGAUUCUUAUCCUCGUUUUAUACGAUCCAGUGCCUACCAGGAGCUGCUACAGGCCAAGAAAAAGUUGGAAAACACUCUGGAUCGUCGAACAUCUUUUGAGAAAUUCACACGCAAUGUGGGCAGAAACAUCCCAAUUUUCCCAUGCCAUAAAAACUGUACACCAACACUGAGGGCGAGCACUAACCUGUUAUGAAAAGAGGUAAAGGCUUCCUGUAAUAUGCUUUGAAUCCACUGUAAUCAGGAAGAAAUUUGGAUUCAAUGGGACAAAGUCAGUAAAGGACACUAAAAGUAAAUAAACAGACACAAAGGAAACUAUCCCAGUGUUUGAAACAAAAACCCCUAUGUUUUGCAUGGUGGUGUUGCCAUAGCAUGUUGCAGUGUGAUUUGUGUGUUGUCUCAGCAGGUUGGAUCUAUAAAACAAGAUUGUACAUGAUAACAUUAUCCAUGAUAAUUCCACUAUAAUUCUGUAGGAAGUUCCAUAUUAAUAAAAAGUCUAUAAAAGAGAGUGCAGAGAGUGGGUAAUACAUCCGGGAUCUCUGAGAGCCAGACUUUUUCCCAGUCAUGGUGCCUGGCAAGCUGCAAUGCUACAUUUAUUCACGGCAUUUUGAACAGCCCACAGGUCAGGAAUUGGCUAUGGUAAAGAUUAUGUGAACAGGUGGCUAUGAGGAGAGAAAUGGCAAGCUGCAGAUAGAUGGGAGGAGAAUACAGCACAAAGAGGGAAAAAGUGAAGACAGACUGGAGACGCUGAAAUCACUCCCAGAGCACUGUUGUGCAGUUCUGGGCACGAACAUGGGAGCAUUGUGCCCUGCAUCCAUGCCCAAUUUUCGUUGUGCUAAUCUCAGGGCAGAAGUACCAGAAUAGCAGGAUGCCAGAAACGCAAAGCAGGCCCAAUAAACCAGCUGUGGACUACAAAUGAGAAUGAGGAUUUCUGGACAUGAAGCAUUAGUACUUCAGUAGAAGAGGGAGAUUUAUUUUUUUUCACAGAGCAAUCUGUAAAAUAAAAUCUGUAGUUUCGCUGCCUUUUAGUCUGUCAAGUCAGGUCAGGUAUGAAAGAAAAACAUGUCUCUGUUAGAUCUAUUCAGAUGACUGAAUUCAUGUUACCCACUUUCUCAGGACCCCUUGCCACAAGGCAUCCUUGUUCUUCCACUCUUGUUCUUGGCUGUGAUGAGUUUAUAAUAUGUAAUUAUCUACGUUGGUACACUGGUUUCAACUAGCAGGGAUGAGGGAAACAUUUCUCAGAAUAUCCUGCAGUGUACUGAUUAACUUGCUCAACUGUGAAGCGAGGGACUGAAGAAUAGAUCUGUUCUACAGAACAUAGUGUGAAAUAGGUCUUCUACAACCUAGAUAAAUGCUGUCAUCUCUGAAUGAUUUAGUGAGAUGAAAUUUACAGUUUCUCUUCUCCUCUGAUGGUUUACAAUAUUUAGAAUAAUUUUCACUGGAUUUUUUGUCACUUAUAUCAAAGUGGAUUUGGAUUGAACUAAAUUAGACCUCAGUUUUUUCCAUUUGAAAUGUUUAAAAAACCCCAGUAACCUUGGUUGUGUCUAGGGACUUAAUCUGAGAAGAUGGCCUGGUAAUUCAUAACCUGAUUUGUUAAGAUGGUAACUCUAAGAGGCUCCUGAUCACUGUUAAUUGAAAUUGGGUUAUACUUGCUACAGAAAGAAUUUGUUAAACUAGAAAGUUUAGAAACUUUGUAAGGGCAAUUACACUGCACUAUUUCAUUAAUUAUGUGGAAAUAACCUAUUAUUGUUAUAAUAGGUCAUUCUAGUCUGAUGGGGAAAAAAAUAGAAGUGGAUCAUAUAAACAAAAACACUAGGAUCAGCUCUGUAUUUCUUUGACAUUAAAGAGUUUUUUUUCCAGAAAACUUUCAAUAAGUUGGGGCACUUCAUGAAAGCCCUAAAUGCUCAGCUUAAAAACACUGACUAUUUAUCUUGCUCUGUGGAUUUUAUCGUGCAAAAUUGCUAGUGCCUUCAGCACAGUGCAACAAACAGUAUGAAGUGUUAGAAACAGGACAGCAUUCACAUAAAUAUACAGAAGUAACAGCAAACUGGCAUUUGCAAUAUGUAAUUUUUACUACCAAACACUUUAUAUUUUCCAUCUGAGUAGUAACCCCAGCUAUUCUUGGUUUGCCUCAUUUACUCACGCUCCUGGGUAUUGUGUGAAAAUAUAGAACACAUACACUUCAGCACUACUGGAAUGAAGCUGUUAGAUAAGUGCAUUGCCUUGGAGUAACACUGGCAACCACAGGUGUCACAGCUCUGAGUCUGAGGCACAGAGAGCAGUGACAGUGUGCACUGUGCUUUCCCCCCCAUCUAGAUCAGCCCCUCAGCUUCCUCUUUGAGAAUAAUAAAGGUCCAGUCACCUGCAGCUCCCCAAGAGAAGCUAAAGGUCUAUGUCAGGGAGCAGGAGGAUCUCAUUACAUGCUACAUCUGUACAGAGACAGAAAUCAACUGUUUCUAUGGCGUUUAAAAACUGAAAUUCUUUCAAGGAAUUUACAUGGAGAAAAAAAUAUAUAUAUAAAAAAGAAAUUAAAAAGCCCAGCAAACUUGCUCUACCUCAAGUACUAAUAUCUGCAUUACAGGGUAAUAUACACUGGUAAUGUUGAUGGGAACAAAGAGGUCUUUUAAGGAACAAUUAAGGAACAAUUUUCUGAACAAUUUCGUGAACAAUUUCUCAUGUGUGCAAGAUUUGUGACAGAGGCAGACUGAGCAGGACACCUUUGUGAGCCCUAGCCUGGUGCUUAGCUGUGAUUAUCUGUCUGGAACCCUUGAAACAAAGGGAUCUGAUUUACAGGAGAGUGGGCUAAUUUAAUUUCCACUCCAUCCAAAUUUUAUUGUCCCACCAGGAACAAAGUUAAUGGGGCGAGAAGGUGUAGCCUCUCUCCUUAGAGCUGCCUGGAGGGAGAUAUAAAACAGACCAAACUUAGUUCAUAUAUUAAACUAGAGACCCAUUGAAUUAUAGAUAUCUCCACUCAUAACCUCAUAAACAAGGCCCCAUUUAAUAAUUCUGACUUUAAACACAUUAUAUCUUACAUUACACAUACCCUUUCCAGCUGUCUUCUUCCACUUACCUGGAAGAACUUGCUGACCAGAGUCCUUUCAUUUUUUCCUCCUCCAAAAAGUAACAACAGACUAUUUAAUGCAUGUGAUGUGAAAUGCCAAGUCCAUUGAACAAAGCACAUUGACAUUUUCACAGAGGCUCAGUCCAAUGUCACUUAACAUGACACAGUGAAUUAUGGCCUAGAAAUGGAAGUUAAAACUCAUAAAAACUCAUUAAAACUUCCCCUGUUAUUAUCAGUGGAUCAUAGACUUUCUAGAUGCUUAAAUGGGUGUAAUCUCUUGUUGUGUUAAAAUCUGUCUGUUUAUUGAGAAACAAGGCAGAUAAUAUAUGACUUUCAUCUGUUAAUCAAGAAAUUUUUCUAUGAACAGAUAAAACUUAUGUACACAAGGCCCUACUGUUCCAGACCAAAAGUCCAUCUAGUCUUGAAAUUCUGCCAAGGGCUAGAUUUUUCUCAAGUAUAGCAUUGCCCAAGAACUUCAAUGCAGUAUCAGCUAAAGGAUCUCAUUUUGAAUUUACUUACAUGUAAAUUAUUCCCAAAAUUUAAACAACAAAAAAAAUUCUAGUAAGAAGAAAAAUAAAUCACCAAGCUACUUAUUUGACCAAUACAAAACAAGAAUGAAAACAAUAACUAUGUAUAGAAAUGAAGGCUUUUUCCCUUUCAGAAAAGAGAUAUCUUAUUGAUAUUUGACUAAAAAGGACAAAUAAAAUAAUUGAAAUUUUUAGUUUGAACUUCCAGCUACUCAAAACCCCUCUAGUUUUAGGGUUUUUUUAGGAAUGAUGCCUGGGGUGGAAAAUAAUGAGGGACAUGCCAGUAAGGACUGGCCUCCUUUUGCUGUUCUGCUGUGACUGGAGCUGUGGUGCUGUGCGUUGUGCUGGAAGAGAGGAGCUUGAGGAGUAGCACUUGCACAGCCAGGUUCAUCUAAGUAAGGGGCCAGCAAGGACUGGUCAGGUAUUAGGCCAGUGUCUGCCAUUUUCCAGCCGACAAACACUUACCUGAUUCUUAAGCUGUUUGCAGGAGUGAGAACUGCAGAGAGAUGUGGAAACCUGAGGGGUUGGGCCCAGGACAAACAUACUAAAAAUAUUUGUCUUAAGCAUUAGUCCCUUGGAAACCCACACUUCAAGUUCAAACUACCCCAUUUGGCAAGAGUUUGUAGGUCAAUCACAAGUGAGAACAACUCAUCAGUAAAUGUAAAGAUAAGUGUAAAAGGAGAAAGAAGUGGAGAGUGUCACUGGAUUUAGAAUGAACCAAAACAGGAAAGCUGUUGUUCAGUUUCUGCCUCCUGUCCUCAAAUCAUUGCAGGAAAGAGUAUGGCCCUAAUGAGUAGGGAAGAGAGAGCUGCAAAUCCCAGCCAGAGGAGGAAGGAUUUCCCUGCACAUGCAACCACUUAAUGCUGCAGCUGUGCUGACAACUCAUGCCCCAAAUUCAGUAAAUAUUAACCUCCUCCCUUCCUCUCAUAUGAAAGAAAAAUACACCUGCACAGGUGGCUGAGAGCAGCAGCCUGUACUCCUGUGGAAACUGAAGCAGAAUUCUGAUCCCCUGAGCAGUGCUAAGGCAAUUCCCCUGUGCUAGUGAAGCAAGGGCUGCCUAAAUUUGGAAAAGGACUUAUGCUUCUGUUCCCAUGUCUCUCCAGCUGUGCUCCUGUCAGGGGCAGUUUAUACACCAGCUCUGUGUGUAGUGCACUGCAGUGUCACUUGGAAGCUUUCCCCACUGAUGCUGGAUGAGCUGCCAGUGUGCUGCAAGUGUUUCACACAAGCAGAUGGGGAACUGUGAAAGCAACAAGGGUCAAUUCUUGCUCCACAUUUCAUUGUGCUCACAGUAGGGUUCACUUUCCCCUUCCCUUUCCCCAUCAGAUCACAUGGAGUUUUCAUUUUUAGUUCUACCAGUAUCAGUCCUGGGGAGUAGCAUCUGCACUGGCAAUAAAGAAACAUGUAAAAAGUAACCAUUGAGAUUGCUUAACAGAAAGGAAGAUAAUUAAUCUUCUAAAAUGAAAAGACUUGCUCUUCUUCUAUCUAUAUAUCUAUAUCAAAUAUAGGCACUCCAGCCUCUAUAUACAUUUCAUAUAAUUUUUUUAUAAGUCAGAUAUGUACUGAGGUUGUUGCUAAUUUGUUUGCCAGGUUGAGGAGUUAAUGUCAUACUGCAUAAAUGGGUCAGUCAGCACAAUUGUAUUUAGCCGCUCAUACACCUGCACAUGGCUUUGUAAUUUUCCCCCUAAAUUCUGUAGUGAUAAAGUUGGAGGUACAACUCUAUUUUAAACAGCUAAUACACGAGACUGAACACUGAGGCCAAUUGAUGUACUUUUAGUACUCUUUUUAAGUACUUUUUUAAGGUACCUUUUAAGUACUCUUAGAUGUACUUUUUCACUUGUUCACUCCAGCUGCUGUGCUGCCUCCUUGUACUCUGACUCCCUUGUCAGGUUAUGUGUGCAGGGUUUCAUUUCGGAUUGUGUAUUAUUAGUAAAAUUCUUAAAAAGUUGCAAUUCAUAUGUCCAGAGUGCACUAAUACAGCCAAAAAACCUAAUCCUGUUUAGAAUUUGGCCAUUUACUUCUAAAUAUUGAAGGCAAGAAUAUAUUGAAAAUGUUAAGGUUCUCCUUUUCAUUAUUCAGACAAACACCUACUGCUUCUUCUGACUUUUUUUCCCCAGUUGUUCUUUAAUCUCAUUAGCACAGGAAACAUCUUCCUAUGCGUGAUGACUCACAUGCUACACCUCUGAAAACUGGGCUGUUAGAUACAGGUUCCCAAAUCAAAAUUUGGCUUAUGGAAAUGCUGUUAACAUUGUAUCUCAAAGAAAUAUCUAGGCUCAGUUCUUAAAUUAUGAGCCACAACAGAUGAUCCUUACAUCAGACUGUAAAUUGAGUAAAUCUGGAAAUCUCCUAGAAGUGAUAAUUAUGAAACGCUAGCUUGGAGAAGUAAAAUAAAAGUAUACUUGAAAUAUUCUGUAAUGUGGAAAAUAGCAAGUCCCUGCAGCUCUAAUAAGAAGAUGUGAUAAUUCUGUAUUUGGGGCUGCUGUGGUUUCUGUUUAUUAAAAGUUUAUUUUCCUAAUCAGAGAACUUAGUAUGAUUCAGUAUAAACAUUGGAGAAGAUCUCUUAAGGAGGGUGUAUCUUCUAAGUUGUCACUUUUCCAACUAUAAGAUAAAUUAGAACUACUAAUGCCUUGAAAAAGACCACAUGUUGUUGUUGUUGUUCAGAUGGAGAGUUUGUAUCUAUAAGAAGUGUAAUAUUCUCUGAGGCAGAGAGGGGACAUGAAGAAGAGGACCACCAGGACAAUUCCUGAUUACUGUAGGAGUUAGGAGAAAAAGUAUCCAAAAACUAGCAAUAUCCCGGGAGCGAGUGGUGUGGAAAGCAGAAAAAAAUUGUUAUGACAACUCACUGUGUCUCUAGGGGAAAUUCAAACAUCUAGAAAAAGAUUAUACAAAUCAGAUCAACUAAUAACUGCUUUUUUGCCUGACUUUAGGUCAAAACUUCCUAGUUUAUUUGAUAACAUAAUUAAUUCCUGAGAUGUUAGAAUUAUGGUUCAUUUAAAAAUACCAUCAAUUUCAAAACUCCUAAAUAAUUGUUGCAAAUAAUAAUAAAAAAUUAUUUCACAGAUUUUAUACCACAACAAGGGCUUAUGCAGCUUUCCAGUGCGGCAUUGAGAAAGUUGUUUUAAUAGCUAAUAGAGAACUCCUGGUUUUCAUAUUUUAAUUAAGUGGGUUAUGAAGUUAAGUAUUAAAGGGAACCCAUACAUAUUUACAGAAGGUAGCCAGACCUGUAGACCUGUGAAAUUAAGUGCACAUAACUUAAUGAAAGGCAAAGAUAAGCAUAUGUUCAAUAUUUUCUGAGAUUAUGUCUGAGACUGCCAGUCAUGAAUUGUCUAACAAAACACUUAAUUUUGGACAUGCUCUUUUAAAUUGUAUUCCAGUGCUACACUGCUGUUGAGGUUUUUUUGACUAUUUAAAAAGAAAAGAUGUCUUACUGUAACAGCUUUCCUGUUGCAUUAGAGCAAAACAUAAUUUAAGGGUUAACAAGUGUCAAGAAGCUGUGAAUUUAAUACAGGUAGAAAGUGACAGAUACAGAGAAUACAGUGUGCCAGGAAAGACACUUUCCAUCUUUUGACAAAGCAAGUAUUAAUACUGUCAGUUGAUAUGGUGAACCUGAUGGAUGAGCAGCCUAACCCAGCACUGCAAACAUGAGUUCCCUUCCAAGUUAUAUUGUAGGGGAAGUAUCCAUCCUAAUUUGUUCAACUUGUAUUUCAGAGCACAAAGAAUAAAAUAGUUAUUCUUCCUUUUAUGAAGACCACUCUGAUAUAUUGCAUCUGAGCAAAUGCUCAAAACCAACUUACAGAUCCCUGUGAGCAUAAAUUUAAUUGAUAAUGACAAUAGAUAUUACAUUGUGUAAUUCCACUGAGUUAUAAUACUGCAGAUGGCAACAAUUUAUUGAUAUAGCGGAAGAAGUUCAUUUAGCAUUUACUGCAGAAAAUGAAGUAUCUCUCCAUAGUUGCAGUAUUUCCUAAUGUACUCUCCUUGAUAUUUCGGAGUUGGGCACUUAAAAUGAACAAUACAAUAAAUGUAAGUAUUAAAUAUCUAACUGGCAAGUUAGAGCCAUUUUCUAUUUAAUUUUUUAUGAUAUAUUUGUGUUACAUUAUCAGGGUAUGCCUGUGAUAUUUUGAGGAAUGAUGUCAGCUUGCUGUGCCAGCUCUGCCUCUGUUGGAUCAGAGCCACAGUAGGAUGGCCCUCGGAGAGCUAACUCCUUCUAUGUGGCCGUAGGAGAGCUAAUUCCUGUUCUGUGGUUCCUGUCUGGCUCAGAUAAAGCUCAAAUCUGCUGAAAUAUACCAUGGUGACAUAUCAUCCUCUUCACACUGUAGACCUAGCUCUUGUGGGACAGUCAUUACACCUUAUUAAAAGAACUUGCUAAAAAAUUGAAACCACAUCCUUGCAACAGGAGGAAUUAUGAGGAAAACAAUAAUAUGGAAAUCCAAACACCUUCAAAGAAGCGUUAUGCAGUCACAUGUAAUAUACCUGACCAAUGUUUCUUAUAAAUAGUAAAUGUGGUCUCAACAAGCCUAUAGCUGUGUUCAUGAAAAACUUGCUUUCCUGCCUAUAUGCAAUUUGCCUCUUGCUUUCUUACCUUAACUUGAAAGUAGCUUUUUGUCUUCUUUGACAGAGCUACUGCAGUUUGCACAUUCAUCUUUGCAGCACAAGGCACUCUUGCUUGCAGUAGCCUUCUUCACGUUCUGGGUACAAUUGACAGCAAAAACCUCAGCAUCAGUUUCUCAUCAGCCAAAACCAAUCUCAUUCAAAAAUGGUCUUUAAAUUUGCUGGCUUGUUUUGUGAAACAAUCUGGCCAGCUGGCAGUGUAGGUGUUUAAGCGUGAGGACUUCCUGUGGUUUAAGAUUUCACAGGCUCCAGUUGGUGCCCCUAGUUACUUGAGGGUGAUGUGGCAACACUGAGUGGUUGCUGAUGAACAGGUUUGCAGUGAUCAUGCCUCUGUUUUCUGUUUUUGUUUUUUGUUUUUAUCUUUUCCUCAGGGGAAAUCGCUCACAUCAAAGAGGUUAACCAGUCUAGUGCAGUCCUACUAAAAGGAUCACCUUGUAGCAUGGAAGCAGACUCAAAUCAUUAUACAUACUUUGUAGCUCACUGAUUGCCUGACUCAGAGGACAGUAGAACAAGAUGUUGCAUGAGCAAGGACCUGACUUGUUUUCUUUUGUGUAUACUAAGGCAUUACAGACUCCGAGGGACUCUCUAGCCUUUCGAUGCCUCCAUUUCGAAAACUGUCUGCUCACUUCCUCCUUCAUAUCAAGCUGGAUCUGUGUCUUUUUAUUUUCUGCAAGCUCAAGUACAGUGAAAAAAAAGCUUCUGCUAGGCACAGUUUAUUUAAAAAAAUACGUCAAUCAAAAACUGGAAGAAAUGUAAAAAAUGCAUAUAUUAAUAAAUAUACAUAUGGCAUCACAUUUAUUGCACAAUAAAUUAGCACAGAAGGUUUCAUUUCACUGAUGUAUUCACAUUGAGAAAGAAAGCCUGUGUCUUUGUCUGUUGUCUGUAUAUUCUCUGUUAAUGUUUCUUGCAUUUAUUUUUAUACCAUAUUUAAAAAAGAACACCUUUUACUCCAGAUGUAUUAAAGUUGAUCCUUUCUCUGUAAAUUUGUGUAUGUUUAUAUUGUUGUUUUAUCUUUCAUUAAAAGAUGCAGAAUCUC